Messenger RNA from Aspergillus brunneoviolaceus CBS 621.78, 730 nucleotides. RefSeq lists its product as uncharacterized. The transcript has a single exon. The coding region runs from base 85 to 438 and encodes 117 amino acids. The record is from RefSeq and is a predicted model, not a curated record. Lineage: Eukaryota; Fungi; Ascomycota; Eurotiomycetes; Eurotiales; Aspergillaceae.
GUUCCAGGUCGAUUCGAAGGGGAUGAGUUGAGCGUGAGCCCGCUUCUGGAAGGAAUCCAGUGGACGCGUCUUCAAGUUUUCCAAAUGACCGAUACCUCGCUGACUGAAAACGAGCUUGCGCAGUGGUGCAAGGCUCUUGGACCCCAUUUGAAGGGACUAUUUCUGCUACGCAUCGUGCUUAUAGAUGGGUGGUGGGCGCCGAUACUUGAUAUUCUCCGCGAGAAGGUGACUGAAUCUCGGGAAUACCAUAAAAAGGACCCACACGUACAUAUGCAUGACCUCCAAGGGGCGGAGAUGGGGUUCGCGAACUUUCCAAUGUGGGAUGAGGAAGUAGCGGGCGAUGGAGAACUGGAGGUUCGGGCUUAUCACUAUGUGACCGGGUGGGCGUAUUUGAAUGGGGAGAAUCCCUGCCGCAAAGUGUUGAACAGAAACCGGUAGUUUCUGUUCACAUCCCAGAAGUCGAUCGAGCACUUAUAUGUGUGUUUCGUGCACUGGUGCUAUGAGGUGGUAAGAGAUCUACUGCGGCAUUGAUUGCCAUGACUUGUGUGUGUUUUCAGUCUCUCUUUCGAUUAUGCUUGUUGUUGUUUUCUGCACCGACCUGUAUUCCCCUGUGUUCUUUUCUGAUUUCUUCAUGUCUGAGUGUACGCCUCUGUGCCACAUAUUGCAAGCAAAUGUCGGCAAUUGUAUGUGAUAGCACCACAGCAUCAUUGACUCUCAUCAGCAGUUGUAA